UAAGUAGCAUCACAAACACACAAGAAACUCAUCUUGUUCCAUACAUACUUUACGAAACAAAGAACAAAGUCAUUGAAAAUGUUUCGUAAGGUCUCUAUAGAAUCCUUGCUUCUCUUACUUCUCAUCAACUACUUGACUCAAAUCGAUGUUUCUUUCGCACAAUAUUCUCAGUAUUCGCAGUCCCAUGACUCUCCUGACAACUACCUCAGACCACACAACGUAGCCCGAGCCUUGGUCAGAGUCAAUCCUCUACGAUGGGACUUCGGCCUAGCCACUGUGGCUCAGGACUACGCAAACCAACUAGCAGCCGGUCCAUGCAGCCUCGAGCAUUCAUCUGGACCAUAUGGAGAGAACCUUGCAAUGGGCAGCGGAGACAUGUCAGCGGCUCAGGCUGUUGCGAUGUGGAUAGAUGAAAAGUCGUAUUAUGACUAUUACUCAAACUCGUGCCACGGAUCGGCUUGUGGGCACUACACGCAGGUCGUGUGGCGUGGCUCUGCUCGGCUCGGUUGUGGUAAGGGUAUGUGUGCCAAUGGUGCAAGCAUUAUCGUGUGUAACUAUGACCCUGCGGGCAAUUAUAUUGGAACUAAACCAUAUUGAUUUCAAACUGAAUUGAUGAAUGUGUAAAAGGAAUGUCCUGUUACUUUAUUUUGUCUAGAUUUCAGUACAUGAGAAAACAUUACUUGUUUUUCAAUGAAAUUAUCUAAAUUUAUUAGCAUAUAUAACCAUAUGUAUUUCUUUGGUUUUGUUUCUUUAGCUAAACCAUUGGUUUAGUUGUGAUUUAGUCUCCUUUAACUGAACCGCUUAUGUAUAAAUACACUACCAGUGUAUACUUUCUAUGGUUAAUGAGAAAGUUUAUUUUCAUCA
Molecule: messenger RNA, 864 nt
Organism: Brassica napus (rape)
Lineage: Eukaryota; Viridiplantae; Streptophyta; Magnoliopsida; Brassicales; Brassicaceae
Product: pathogenesis-related protein 1-like
Exons: 1
Coding region: 79-597 (172 amino acids)
Cellular component (GO): extracellular region
Source: RefSeq, a predicted model, not a curated record